This is a messenger RNA of Heterobasidion irregulare TC 32-1, 243 nucleotides long. RefSeq lists its product as uncharacterized. The record is from RefSeq and is a predicted model, not a curated record. The transcript has a single exon. Lineage: Eukaryota; Fungi; Basidiomycota; Agaricomycetes; Russulales; Bondarzewiaceae. Bases 1 to 243 code for a protein of 80 amino acids.
AUGUUAGCGCUUGAAGGCUGUGAUCAACCACAAUUUGCCGCCACGGGCAGAAUAAUUCCGUUGAUGGAUAAUGAUGUUACAGCUUUUCGUCCCUUGUCGCGAUGCAUGAUCAUCUAUAUAACGAUCCAAAAAUGCUGCAAUAUACCCUCAGAGGCUCACUCCUUGGUGGCUUUUUCUGGUUUCAAGUUCUUUCUCCGGACGCGGGCGGGUCUACAAAGCGCUAGCUUCCAAGGCGGAUAUUAA